AUGGCCGCCAAUCUGCUUGGAUAUGCGCUCUACGCUGUCGGCAUCCUCGCGCUGCUUCAUUCUGGAUAUUCUGCGAUUGAGCAUCUGGCCUAUCUGAAACUCGUCGACAAGCACGAAUCCCAUCUCCCGAUUGAGAUUGUGGUGGAGUGUCUCGCCAGCAUCUUCCUGUGCAUCCUGGGGGCCGUCUACGUCGCCGGUGAUCUGAAGCCCAUCGCCCUGGACACGGAGCUAUCCAAAAUCAACCUGGACUACUUGGAGUCGCGACCGUCGUUCCGAACUCUCCACCAUCGCGGCAAGGUUCUGCUCCGACAAUGA
Polychytrium aggregatum is the source of this 315-nucleotide messenger RNA. Its product is annotated as magnesium transporter. Gene Ontology annotation, cellular component: plasma membrane; EMC complex; early endosome. The transcript has 4 exons. The record is from RefSeq and is a predicted model, not a curated record. Bases 1 to 315 code for a protein of 104 amino acids. NCBI's taxonomy places the organism in Eukaryota, Fungi, Chytridiomycota, Chytridiomycetes, Polychytriales.